GCAAAAUGGCUGCCUCCAUGACUGGGCAUGGGAUGUCAAAACAAUCCGUGUUAAAACAAAGUUUGACAAAUGUCUUGAUAUGUGUGAUUCUUUUAUCAAUUGUAUACAUCCCUGCUAAUUCAAAGGGGCCCCUGGAUUUGAUACAAAAUGCCUUGCCGCUGACAUUAGUUUAUUGUGGAAUAAUUACAGUGAGCGAACUGUUGUUUUGGCUUGUGACAAAGCAGAGCAAACAUUUCAAGAUCCUCCAUGCAGUUCAGGGGGCGGGGUUGUUCAUGUCCAGUGUGCUCCUCUUCCAUGCUGUAGCCGUCUUGUAUGGAGCACCAUUCACGGAGGCAACAGCUGAGACAUUCCACUUUGCCCUAUUGUUGUCCUCAACAUCUGUACUGCCAGCAUGUGUGUUCCUUGGCCCACAUCUCAACACAUGGAUCAGGGUGUUCGCCCACACCAACCCUGAUCUAGGGAAGGAGUCAGUGGUCUUCAUCACCUCCAUAUCUAGUGUGGUUGGGGCGUGGCUGGGGGCGUUUCCAAUCCCCCUGGACUGGGACAGGCCCUGGCAGGUAUGGCCCAUCAGCUGUGUGAUGGGGACUCUGAUAGGCUACUGUGUCGGUCUGAUUGUGUCAGCUGGCCAUCUCUACUACAAGUACACAGUCUUCAACAAGUACAAGCUCACGUAGCCAGCAAUUCAGCAGGAUCAUGUCAGUGGGUGAUGUGUCCUACUGGCCUGUGUCUUACUAGCCUGUGUCCACAAAGCGAUCAUAGUGCUAAGAUGAUUGUAACUCCCAUACAUUAACAUAGGUUUAUGACAGUCCUAGCGCUAAGGUCUCUUUGUGAAAUGCAGGGUGAUGGGGUAGCCUAGUGGUUAAAGUGUCCACUCGUCACACCGAAGAUCCGGGUUCCAGGCCCCACAUGGGUACAAUGUGUGAAGCCCAUUUCUGGUGUCCCCGCGACGUGAUAUUGGCGGUUUGUAAAUAAUCGAAUCUGGACCAGACAAUGCAGUGAUCAACAGCAUGAGCAUCGAUCUAUGCAUUUGGGAUAUGACGGCAUGUGUCAACUACCGGUAAGUCAGAGAGCCUGACCACCCGAUCCCAUAAGUCGCCUCUUAUGACAAGCAUGGGUUGCUGAAGACCAAUUCUAACCUGGAUCUUCACAAGUCCCUUUCGU
This is a messenger RNA of Haliotis rubra (blacklip abalone), 1161 nucleotides long. RefSeq names its product phosphatidylinositol-glycan biosynthesis class F protein-like. Lineage: Eukaryota; Metazoa; Mollusca; Gastropoda; Lepetellida; Haliotidae. Gene Ontology annotation, cellular component: endoplasmic reticulum membrane. The transcript has 5 exons. The coding region runs from base 6 to 674 and encodes 222 amino acids. Gene Ontology annotation, biological process: GPI anchor biosynthetic process. The record is from RefSeq and is a predicted model, not a curated record.